Messenger RNA from Hemicordylus capensis (graceful crag lizard), 1950 nucleotides. RefSeq names its product alpha 2-HS glycoprotein (gene AHSG). Gene Ontology annotation, biological process: negative regulation of endopeptidase activity. The record is from RefSeq and is a predicted model, not a curated record. Gene Ontology annotation, molecular function: cysteine-type endopeptidase inhibitor activity. The transcript has 7 exons. The coding region runs from base 44 to 1102 and encodes 352 amino acids. NCBI's taxonomy places the organism in Eukaryota, Metazoa, Chordata, Lepidosauria, Squamata, Cordylidae. Gene Ontology annotation, cellular component: extracellular region; blood microparticle; extracellular matrix.
CCAGCAGGACGCUCCUCGAAGACCUCCUUCUGCACGCUGAGCCAUGCGGUCGUUAGUCGCCCUCGUCCUCUUGGCGCAGCUCUUCAGCUGCAAAGCCACCUCGCCACCAUUUUUCCCUCCCUUAGUCCAUAGAAUCGUUGGCUGUGAUGACCCUGAGACUGAAGAAGCUGCUGCCGUAGCCGUGGACUACAUCAACAGCCACAGUCUACAUGGAUAUAAAUACGCUCUCAACGUAAUCGAGAAUGUCAAAGUGUUACCCAGGAGGCCAUUUGGAGAGCUUUGGCAUCUUGAACUGGACUUACUAGAGACUGACUGCCAUGUGUCGAACCCUAUGCCUGUUGCCAACUGUACCGUACGAAAACGGACACAGCAUGCUGUUGAAGGGGAUUGUGAUGUUCGCAUGCUCAAGGCAAAUGGACGCUUUUCUGUGACUUCCACUAAAUGCCAUUCAAGUCCAGAUUCAGCUGAAGAUGUUGUAAAAUUCUGCCCCGAUUGUCCACUUCUGGCCCUUCUGAAUGACCCUGCUGUGGUCAGCGCUGCUGAUGCUGCCCUUCUUGUGUAUAACAGCUUAGAAACUACUUUGGAGCACUAUAUGAUCACUGAGAUUGCCCGAGCGCAACACACACACAUGCCGCCGGCAGUCCAUGUGGAGUUUGCAAUUGGCAGCACGAACUGCACCCACCACGCCAAUGAGCAUGUGGAUGACAACUGCCACCUGGAGACAGGCAACCACUCACACGCUGGGUUCUGCAAGGCAACGGUCUUCAAGACUCUUAAUGAAUCUGGAGAGGUGGAGUGUGAGAUUUAUAAAGAGGCUGGACACAGCCGCAGCCAUAAGCACCUGGCUGGACAUCACAUUGGAGGAAACCUUCCUUCCCCUGGACAUGGCCACACUGUCCUUAACCUCAUUCAUUCCCACAAUAACACACUUGCAUCCCAUGAAUCCCAUGAAUCUGCCGAACGUGUUGUGCCCGCAGUACUACCUGCCGUGGUUAAAAGAGCAGCCGUAGAGGUUGCCAGCCCGAAGGGAACAGCAUCACCAGCAGUUCCUCUUGGGCCCCUGAAACUGUGUCCAGGGAGGACACGACAUUUCACUUUGUAGGAUUGGAGCCUUAAGGGAUGACCCUAGUGGUUUGUCUGGAGCACAUAACCCAUGAGUGAGAAUGCAGAGAAACCCUGAGACCACUGAGUGAAUCGCAUAUCUCUUAUAUAGUCCUAAGUUUGAACUGAAAUUCUUGACUCCAGGGAGGCUUCAUCCCGAUGCUACAGCAAAUAUCAGUAGCCUGCAAACAUAUUAUUAGAGCGAGCAUAUGUGUAUUCUGCUGAUUCGCUUUGUAAAUGCACAGAUUCUGCUGCCCACCACAGAAUUCGGCAUCCUCCAUCUCUACUGUCAUCUUUGUUUUAAAAUCUAGUUUAACUCCUGUGACUAGAGACACCAGUUGGGGGGAAAUGCAGAUAGAGCCUGAUGGAAUCCUAGGGCAGGAGUGGUCAAACUUGGAUCCCCAGAUGUUGUUGUUGGACUUCUGGUGCCAUAAUCCCCAGUCACAAUGUCAAAAGCCAAUUAAGGUUAGGGAUUAUAGGCGUUGAAGUCCAGUCUGGGACCCAGGUGUGAGAACCCCUAUCCUAGGAGGAGGACUUAGGAGAAUUUUGCAUAAUUCUUCAUCUCUUCCCUUUGAAAGCAAAAGCAGAAUAAGCUGUAUGCAAAUGCAGCCAUUCUUAUGCACAAUCUGGUGGGAAGCAAAGUUUAGAAGGAAGACUAUACAGGGCACUGAACAGAAGGGACCAAAAACUCCAUGAAAAAGAGCACAUCUUUUUGUGUUCUCCAAGUGAUUUUUUUUUUAAUAUCCACAAUUGCUAAGGCACAUUACAGCGUCAGUGAUGGAAAAUCUGUAUUCUGAAAAUAAGCAAACCCAAUGAUGGUGCUUCAUAAAUAAAACUCUAAACUCAAAA